AAGACGAUCUCAGAUACAAACAUUAAUGGCAAGAAAAGUGAAGUACAUGCCGAUUCAGUCAAAAGGCAGUAUGAAAAGGAAGGCAAAAAUGUACAUAGCCGGCCUGGCCGGUUUGGGCCUCAUCGUUUUGGUAUCGAUCUACAAUUCUACGAGUGGCGAGGGUCGGCAGGCGGAUGGCCAGAAAUGCUUCUUCUGCGACUUCGCCCACCGCCGCCAAGGACCUCCACCCGUCCUGGAGGUGGAGACGUCCGAGUACGUGAUCUUCAAGGACAAGUACCCGGCGGCCAAGCAUCACUAUCUGGCGAUUCCCAAGGAGCACUUCGACAGCCUGAAGGCGCUCAACAAAUCCCAUGUCGGAUUGGUCCGGCGCAUGGAGCAGGGCAUGAUGGAGUUCCUGAGAUCAAAGAACGUUGAUCCCAAGGAGGCGAUUGUCGGCUUCCACUUGCCGCCUUUUAUAUCGGUGCACCACCUCCAUCUCCACGGUAUUUACCCGCCUGCCGACAUGAGUUUCGGAAACAGGAUCAGCUUUAUGCCCUCCUUCUGGUUCAAAAAGUCCAAUGAUGCGAUUCGGGAGUUGGAGAACCGGGAACUGUGAUAUGCGUUUGCUUACGGGAGAGGUGCAAUUUAAAAUUAAGAGUUAUUUCAUUACUGCCCAUAGUUUGAACCGGCUGUGAGAACCCAGUGAGAACCAAGACCUUUAAAAUGUACAAAGAAAUACAAUAAAUUGUACAAUUUAUAA
This is a messenger RNA of Drosophila teissieri, 739 nucleotides long. RefSeq names its product histidine triad nucleotide-binding protein 3. The transcript is spliced from 3 exons. Gene Ontology annotation, molecular function: catalytic activity. The record is from RefSeq and is a predicted model, not a curated record. Lineage: Eukaryota; Metazoa; Arthropoda; Insecta; Diptera; Drosophilidae. The coding region runs from base 26 to 595 and encodes 189 amino acids.